Jatropha curcas is the source of this 1344-nucleotide messenger RNA. RefSeq names its product Ribosomal protein S8e family protein. NCBI's taxonomy places the organism in Eukaryota, Viridiplantae, Streptophyta, Magnoliopsida, Malpighiales, Euphorbiaceae. The record is from RefSeq and is a predicted model, not a curated record.
AACAUCCAAAACCCAACUUCUCCACCCGAAAAUUAAAACCCAUUUUCAGUCCUAAAAAUCGAAAACUUUUUAGUUAGGGUUUCUAUCUUCUAACGCAAAAAAUAGUUUACACUCUGGUUUCUUCUUUCUGUAGUCUGAUACUGAAAGUGAAUUCGCCAUGCCGCAAGGGGAUUACAUAGAACUGCACAGGAAGAGGCAUGGCUACCGCCUCGACCACUUCGAGCGCAAGCGCAAGAAGGAGGCGCGUGAAGUUCACAAGCGCUCUGAAAGAGCCCAGAAGGCAUUGGGUAUUAAGGGUAAGAUGAUUGCCAAGAAAAACUAUGCUGAGAAGGCCCUCAUGAAGAAAACGUUGGCCAUGCAUGAGGAGUCAACAUCUAGGCGCAAGGUGGAUGAUCAAGUUAAUGAAGGAGCAGUUCCUGCCUAUCUGAUGGAUCGUGAAAAUACACAACGGGCGAAGACGCUCAGCAACACUAUAAAGCAAAAGAGGAAAGAGAAGGCUGGGAAGUGGGAGGUCCCUCUACCCAAGGUGAGGCCUGUUGCAGAAGAUGAAAUGUUUAAAGUGAUUAGAUCUGGCAAACGAAAGACCAAGCAGUGGAAGAGGAUGGUCACUAAAGCUACAUUUGUGGGACCAGGUUUUACAAGAAAACCUCCCAAGUAUGAGCGUUUUAUCCGUCCCUCAGGAUUGCGUUUUACAAAAGCCCAUGUAACUCACCCUGAACUCAAAUGCACCUUCAAUCUUGAAAUCAUUGGAGUGAAGAAAAAUCCUAAUGGUCCAAUGUAUACAUCUCUUGGUGUUAUAACAAAAGGAACCAUCAUUGAGGUGAAUGUCAGUGAAUUAGGUCUUGUCACACCAGCUGGCAAAGUUGUAUGGGGGAAAUAUGCUCAAGUAACAAAUAAUCCAGAGAAUGAUGGUUGUAUAAAUGCUGUCCUUCUCGUCUAGGAGACCAGUGAAAAAAAAAAAAGCUCCUCCAUCAACGUGGAACACAAACUCCUAAAUCCUAACUGCUCUGUUUACUUGCAUCAGAAGCCACUUCACCUUGUUAGCGCUAUUUGAGUGUUUUCUUUUUCUUCUUCUUGGCGUCAAGUUGAAAGUGCUGGCUAUCACAUGAUAUACAUCUUUAUUAUGUCAAUUUUGUCAAGUUAGGAGAAUACUUGUGGGCAUCAUAUCAGGCUGUUUUAACAAUGUUCAAUGGUUUUUCUUUUCACUAAAUUUUGUUAGUCGUUCCUGUAAGUUGAUAAUGAUUUGCGUUGCUUUGGUUGGUAAACUGUUUUGGUCUGUAAAUCAUGCGCAAGCUGACAUUUUUCUUUCACCCGUUAUAUUAAAGCUGAGAUUUUUUAGCCUAA